AUGCCGUGGACAUCACGUUACACGAAAUCGACACUAUAUAAGGUUGGGACGUCAGCGGCUAAUUUGUUCUUGUUGUUUGUCUCUUACAAGCGCAAGAGAAGGGUGAAUAUUCCAGUUUUGGGAAUGUCGACACGCCAGAUGCUUGCUACGAAGACAGCCAAUGCGGCUGCCAAGACGAAGACAAGUCUGAGCACAGAGCAGUCACAGAAGUUGAUUCAAACCAUGUUGACGAUGUCUUUUGGCUGCUUAGCUUUCCUGAGAGGAUUAUUCCCUGACGAAAACUUUGUAGAUCAGCGAUUUGUUCCGGAAAAGGUCGAGAAGAACUACAAAAAACUGGGCGGAUCGCAGAGUAACUCGAUUAAGAUAAAGACUCUGGUGCGGGGAAAGUCUAGUGAGGCAGAUUUGCUCCUGAACUGGCUGGAGAAAGGUGUUUUCCAGUCGAUUAAGUUGAAGUACCUAAAGGCUCUAAGCUUGGGAAUAUUCUUGAACGAGGAUGAUCCCACAGAUCUGCUGGAGAAUUACACUUUCAUGUUCGAAUAUGACGGCUCCGAUAAUUUUCAUAUGAAAGUGGGCUGCGACAAGGAUAAGGAAAUUGAUAGCAUAUCACUUUUAGAUUCAAGAAAAAUGGCCCAGCAAUUGAUGAGGAGGUUCAUCAUUAUCACCCAAUCACUGGAGCCUCUUCCUCAGAAAAAAUUCCUCACUUUGAGACUCAUGUUCAAUGAGAGAGCUCCGCCAGAUUAUCAACCGCAGCUCUUUAGAGAUGCCACAUACGAUAGGCCUGCUGUCAUUAAGAUCCCACAUUCGACCGACCCGGAUACAUUUUCAGUCGGGUCACUGGAUACAAAACACCACAAAAUCUCUCUCAAAGUUCUUUCUGCUUCAGACUGUGAUGUUGAUGAUUGCCCUGAUCUCACCCUUAUUGAUCCAUUUGAUCUCAUCGACCCGCGACCAGAGACUGGCACCAAUCAGAAAGUUACCUGCGGUGAUUCGGUGAACAGCCAGACCACCAACAAUCUUGGUGAUCUUUUGAAGUCCUCUCAACCAUACCUGCAACCCACACAAGCUGUUGCCAGCGGAGGGAAGGUCGAAAUCCUAUGUGAGUGCGGUAUGGACUGUCCAAAAGAAUCAACGGCGCUUAAAAUUUGCAAAAAAUGCAGAAAGCGUGUACACGGAGUCUGCUAUGGAAAUGCAAAAGGCUCAGCAAUUGAGGGAUGUAUGACGUGUGUGUAUGGUUCGCAGUUGGAGCUCGAUUCAGCCGAUUUCAAAGAUUUAAUGUUGCUCAGAAGAUGCUACAGGUAUAUCGCUCGCCGUCGCACAUUUCCUUCCUCAGUAAGCUCAUUUUUCAAGCACAUACUAGGUGACAUCGCAUCGGAUAGCGAACUUGAACACCGUUUAGCCUUUUGCCUAUCAGUUUUAUUCCUAGACGGAAUUCUAAUCUCGGAUGGCGAGAUAACGAACGACGCCAGUCAAACAAGUAAGAAAACCGCCGCUACUGUAAUCGUUGACUGGCCUGGUAUAGUAACGCCCAAUGAGGGUGAGCUCAGUCAAAAUCGAGAGUACUUUUGGUCAUUUUGCUACAGUCCCCCAAAGGCGCAUUCUUGCAUUACUGAUGUGCUUGCGGAAUCAAGGAAUCAAAUCGAGGGAUGGCUUGGAGAAGUUCAGCAAUUGCGAAAAUGCCUUUCGGAUUCAUUACCUUCAUCAUUCAACCUUCAAUCAUUAGAUAUCCGAGACAAAGAGCUAGAAUCCGUCUCAGGGAAAAAAAGGAAGCAUAUCAACUUAGACCAAUACUUAGCCAGUUCGAUCACCUAUGACACGAUGGAUAUGAGAAACGAACCUGAGUUCCAGGCACCGAAGAAGAUCAGAAAGAUAAGUGUCUCGAAGAAAUCCUUGAGAAGCGUAUGGUGA
Molecule: messenger RNA, 1905 nt
Organism: Torulaspora globosa
Lineage: Eukaryota; Fungi; Ascomycota; Saccharomycetes; Saccharomycetales; Saccharomycetaceae
Gene: HOP1
Product: Hop1p
Exons: 1
Coding region: 1-1905 (634 amino acids)
Biological process (GO): synaptonemal complex assembly; meiotic recombination checkpoint signaling
Cellular component (GO): nucleus
Source: RefSeq, a predicted model, not a curated record